Messenger RNA from Plasmodium knowlesi strain H, 501 nucleotides. Its product is annotated as ATP synthase subunit C, putative. Lineage: Eukaryota; Apicomplexa; Aconoidasida; Haemosporida; Plasmodiidae. Bases 1 to 501 code for a protein of 166 amino acids. Gene Ontology annotation, biological process: proton transmembrane transport; proton motive force-driven ATP synthesis. The transcript has 4 exons. The record is from RefSeq and is a predicted model, not a curated record. Gene Ontology annotation, molecular function: proton transmembrane transporter activity.
AUGAAUAAGUUUUUUUACAACACGCUAAGUUCUUCGCUGUUUCAGAACUUCAAAUUUAAGAGCUCCUUUUUGAGUUCGGGAUAUUUUGCGGCCAAUCGAAGUAUCUCGACCAGAAUUGGAGGCAGCUCUUUUUGCAGCGAACUUAAUAAACCAAACAACUUCGUGAAGUACUAUCACACGUCUCCGUUCAUCAGCAGGACCGUUAAUACUACCAACUGCAAUGCACUUCUGCAGAAGAAUGACGAACGAAGCUGUGUCAACCAGAAACUAGGCGUUAGACAUGACAGUGGAAUCGCCAGUCUGUCCGCAGCCAUUGCGCUGAUGUCCGUAGGAGGGGUUGCGCAAGGUAUCGGUAAUUUAUUUUCAGCCUUGGUGUUAGGAACGAGUAGAAACCCUUCAAUCAAGGACGAGUUGUUCACGUACACACUGAUCGGGAUGGGAUUCUUGGAAUUUCUGGGUAUCAUUUGUGUCCUGAUGAGUGCUGUUCUGUUGUAUUCAUGA